This is a messenger RNA of Exophiala oligosperma, 432 nucleotides long. RefSeq lists its product as uncharacterized. The transcript has 2 exons. The record is from RefSeq and is a predicted model, not a curated record. NCBI's taxonomy places the organism in Eukaryota, Fungi, Ascomycota, Eurotiomycetes, Chaetothyriales, Herpotrichiellaceae. The coding region runs from base 1 to 432 and encodes 143 amino acids.
AUGGCCCUAGACGAAAGAUUUCGAGAACAGGGCCCAGAAGUUACAAGACAAUCACAAGGAUCUCGCCCAGAUCGUUACAAGAGUGCAAGUUGGGCCGGUCGCGUGCGUGGUUACGACAGGACUGGCCUCGAGACCCAAGAUGUUUCUGCCAAAACGUUGACGAACGACAAUCCUGAAGUAUUUGACCAUUCGGAGGAGGACCCGGCUUCGUGGAAAGCACAAUUUACACGGGAAGAAGACAUCAAGACAGACGACGUGGCAACGUUACUCCAUACUCUAAAGAUCGCCCAACCGGGUCAAAUUGCAGACAGCGAUCUUAGUAGCUGUUGGAUAACUGGGGACCACAUCUUCUUCGUGCUCAAGGGCAGACAGUUAUCAAUGCAUAUGGGCCACUUGAUAUCUCCCAGCUACAAGGGCGGUGACUCUGGGUGA